Exophiala spinifera is the source of this 2382-nucleotide messenger RNA. Its product is annotated as shikimate-5-dehydrogenase. Gene Ontology annotation, biological process: chorismate biosynthetic process; shikimate metabolic process. Lineage: Eukaryota; Fungi; Ascomycota; Eurotiomycetes; Chaetothyriales; Herpotrichiellaceae. The transcript is spliced from 2 exons. The coding region runs from base 1 to 2382 and encodes 793 amino acids. Gene Ontology annotation, molecular function: 3-dehydroquinate dehydratase activity; shikimate 3-dehydrogenase (NADP+) activity. The record is from RefSeq and is a predicted model, not a curated record.
AUGAAGCGGAAGGCCGAGGCACCUGACAGCGGCCGAGAACUUUAUCUUCAGGAAGCCAACGGUUAUGCGGUGACCUCUGUCCCAGAGACUGUGUCUGGUGUUUUCAGCUCGAGGACAUCUUCACUAGGCCGAGUCGCUGGCCACGAUGCCUCAAACACAGGCGCUUUCCUGGAACGGCCGACAACACCAACCCAUAAAACAGUGUACAACUCCCGUGCCAGCAUCCUCGUGGUCGGGUUUCCACGAGCCGGCAAACAUACAUUAUCUGUCAUUGCAUCUGUGGUCCUGCGCCGCCAGUAUGUGGACUUUGGCAAGGCCUUUGAGAAGAGUGUGGGGACGACACCGUACGACUAUAUAGCCACUCAUGGAAUGCCAGCUUACCGCGAGGCUGAGACCAAAGCAACCGAGUCCCUUCUCAACACCUACGGUGAAGACUACGUGAUUGGCGGAUUGACGGCGUUCGGUAGCAACGCCCAAAAGCGGUUAUUAAAGGCCUUCGCUCAAACCCAUCCAGUCAUCUACGUUCAAAGAGACAAAGCUGACCUUGGCGACAUGUUCGGGGACCAAGGCAACCAGGAGCAGUUGUACAGAAUCCAUGAUGCCUUCUACCGUUCGUGUUCGAACUUUGAUUUCUACAAUAUCACGUGGACUCUCGACACUCCCAAUGGACGAAACCAGGGAGGGACACUGAAGCUCAAGCAGACUGAGGUGGAUUUCGUCCGUUUUCUACACCGCAUCUAUGGACGCCAGCCACAGCUCCUGUGCUCUGCCGGGGCUCUGUCGGCCUCCUACACCUAUGCACUACAGGUACCGCUUCCUUGGUUGGAUGCACAUGUCUUGGAAUAUGAUGAACUCGAAUCUGGCGCAGAUAUGGUCAGUCUCGUCAUCGAUCCGAGGGACCAUGCUACCGACCACUAUCUUGAAUUGAUUCCCAAGGCAGUGGCUACCUUACGAAGGCACGCAAGGGCUCCAAUCAUGAUCGAUGUCUUAUAUCUAGGAGUGCAGGACUCUGUCAAUUAUCUCAAACUCCUUCGACUCUGCCUUCGGAGCUCUCCGGACUUCUUGACGGUAUGCUUGAAGGUCGACCUUGAUCAGGUGAGAUCUCUAUCUUCACUUCGAGGGCCGACUCAAAUCGUCGGAACCUAUCAUUAUGAGGGGAGAAAGCAGACCGGUGUUGCGGAGGAAAUUACGUGGACUAAAGUACACGACCUUGCAUCACAACUUGCUUGCCAUGCUGUUCGCAUCACUCACCAAGCGGCAUCAGCUUCGGAGAAUUUGCAGCGUCUCUACAAUGCCCAGGUCGCUCGCGAUACUUGGACGAUGCCGCUUAUUGCGUACAAUACAGGCUCUCUUGGUCGGACUUCGGUCUGUUUCAAUCCUGUCCUCUCACCAGUGGUUCUUCCUUCCAUGUCUACCGAGGGCGUCACCAUUAAACAAGCUCAAACGGCAUUGUAUUCCAGUUUCAUCCAGUCCCGAAAGAAGUUCACUAUCCUCGGGCAGAGCGUCUCGUACAGUCUUUCUCCUGCAAUGCACAAUGCGGCAUAUGCUGCGUGUGGUAUGCCGCAUUCUUAUGGGUUGCUGCAGUCAGAUAAUCUGGGUAGCAUCCACGAGCUCUUGACCGAUCCUGAAUGCGGUGGUCUAGCAAUCUCUUUGCCUUUCAAAAUGCAGGUCUUGCCCAUGCUGCGCCACAUAAGCCCCGAGGCACGGGAUAUCGGUGCAGUCAAUACCGUAGUCGUUGAGAGGGGCCAGAACCAGCCAGGUGACUAUGAUACUAUCCUGAAAGGUUACAACACUGAUCACAUCGGGAUCCGGAAGUGUAUUGAGCGAAAGAUAUCUCCGGCCAACGUCAUUCGCGAAGGCAGCACCGCGCUGGUGAUAGGAGCUGGAGGCGUGGCAAGGGCGGCGAUCUAUGCCUGCCGAACACUCGGAAUCAGGAUCAUUUGUCUUUACAAUCGAACAGCGUCGCAUGCCGAGGCGCUGGCGAACCACUACAAGCAACAGAAUCUGGAGGUUCAGGUGCUUUCAACGCUGGAGUCUGAAUGGCCUGAGCGACUACGACCGCCUACGGUGAUCAUAUCCUGCAUCCCUGCUCACUCUAUCUCUGGACAAGCAGCCCAUGAAUUGACGAUUCCGGAUCAAUGGUUGCAAAGCCGAACGGGCGGCGUCUUCGUUGAGAUGGCGUACAAGCCGUUGGUGACCCGGUUGAUGAAUCAGAUGCACUCGAGGGUCACAGCCGGCUGGGUCGUGGUGGAUGGCCUUGACGUGCUCGUUGAGCAGGGCAUUUCUCAGUUCGAGAUCCUCACGGGUAGACCCGCCCCAGUCCAUGUGAUGAGGAGGGCAAUCCGGCAGCAAUACGAGCUGGUGAAUUCAGCCCUGCAGUAG